AUGGGUGCAAGUGUAUGCAGGUACGAAUAUACACGGGGAAAGAUGUUCAUUGGACAAAUGCAUAUGCUGGAACGACAAAUACAAGUUCGAAGUAUCAAACUUACUUUAACUGGAGAAUGCAGAGUAAAAUGGAAGGUUGAUUCAGGUGGAGAUGAUGAGAAGACUUACAAAUCGCAUGAAGUGUAUUUUGUAAGACACAUCUUUCUGUAUGGGCAAGAAAAUUCCCAACAAGAUGUGUCUAUCACUCCUGGUUUGUACAAUUCACCAUUUCAGUACCAACUUCCAACUGCUAUUCCUUCAAAAUUUGUAUCAAAAUAUGGAACCGUUUCAUACACAAUCGCCGUCUCUGUGGAAUCUAGUGGAGUUUUCGCAAGUGAUGAAGCUAACACCUUCGUUAUGGAUGUAUAUAAUCCAACCAGCCCACCAGCACCUCUUAGGCCGAUCCGAUUGUUUGGGGAAGGUGAAGACACUGGCUGUUUUGGUGGUCUUGAAAUGAUAAAAUUUGAGUUGACAACUGACAAAAAUUAUUAUAGCCCUGGGGAAUCAAUAUUGGUCGAUGGAUAUGUUAUGAAUGGAAGUUCAGUCGCAACAGAAAAAGUCAGAAUGUCGCUUGUACAGCAUUUGACAGUGUAUGGCCGGAGGUCUGAUUUUUCAUUCACCUCUUCGGGAAACUUGAAAUCUAAAGAAAAAAAGUAUUUAGUAGCUCAAUGGGAUUGUGAGAAUGUGAGGCCUCGAGGUACAGUCAAUCUUGUGAAUCGAAGAUCUAUUGCAAUCCCAGGCAUACCUGAAUCUGACCUAAAACAUUGUCAAUCGAUUGAUGUCAAGUAUUCUUUGCAGUUUGAAGUUUUGCUUUCUGGAUGGUGUUCCAUGACAAUCAUAAGCAAUCCUGUUGCAAUAUUCAUAGGAAAUAAUCAACAACCUCAACAUCAGUCGGGCGUAACACCUUCUGCUCCUGCGGCAGAUGCAUACACACUACACGACCAAGGUGAUAUGUCUUCUGCUGCUCCUGGAUAUGAGACUUUGUCACCACCAGGGCCAAAAGAACCUCCUCCACCAAACUAUGAUGAUGCAAUUAAAUAUGGUUCAGCGGUGACUACAUCAAACGCUGAUUCGAAACCUAGUGCCCCCCCAUCAGCUGACACACCUAAUAUGGGGACUUAUUAUGAUUGGAGUCAGUCGGCAUUUACAUACAAAUAAGAAUGCUGAAUUAAUUGCAUGCAUACGUCAUAAUCAUUUAAAGUGAAGCUUAACUAGAAUCAAAACGAUCAUGUUGCAUUUAACCAUAUAACAAUCAUGGUGAUAUUAUUAUCCUCUAAAGAAGGUUGAAAUACGGUACAAAUUUGUUUUACAGCAAGCGCGUAGUUGUUUUAGUGUCAUAUUUUGUUGUUAGUCAUUCCACCACUUGAAACUAUUAAGGAGUAGUUGCUAUCCUCCAGUUACUUUUUCAUAGAUCAAAAAGAGAACAAGUUGAUAAUUUUGCUAUUUUGUUGUUGUUCUGAACUUUUUCCCCUCUCUCUACUUUUAGUCACACAAAUUCACCAUAUUACAGGUUAUACAUUCAGCUGGAUGUCAGUCAUUCAAACCUGAGCUGAUCCAUUUGAGUAGUGCUCUCUAGUUUUCACGUGUUGUGAAUAUUUCUAGUUUUAUACUGUUUGUGUCUUUGUUAAGGGUGCUUUGAAAACGAAUCAUUGGAUAGAUUUACAUUUAAUUAUUGUGGGUUGCUUUAGUUACAAAUUGCUAUGGCUUUGUUAUCAGAUAUGCUAACAAUGACACAACAUAGAAAGUCCUGAAGAGCCGUUUAGUAUGUUAAAGAUCAUUUGUAUUGUACAACUAUUAAAGUAUGAAAUAUUGUGUUAUCAUUCUACAUGCAAAUAACAUUUUUUUUUUAAAUUAGUUACACCAAUCAAUAUAUUUUAGCUUUUUAUCAGUUUUAGGGGAACUUCAUAAUAUCAGUGUUAAGAUUAUCCUAAUUUUUAAGUAAUUUCUGAACCAUCUUGCCCUUUUAUUUCAUUUGCCAUAUCGUAACUGCAUUUGCGUAAUAAAAAAAACAACAACAUGG
This is a messenger RNA of Styela clava, 2059 nucleotides long. Its product is annotated as arrestin domain-containing protein 17-like. The record is from RefSeq and is a predicted model, not a curated record. Gene Ontology annotation, cellular component: cytoplasm. Gene Ontology annotation, biological process: protein transport. NCBI's taxonomy places the organism in Eukaryota, Metazoa, Chordata, Ascidiacea, Stolidobranchia, Styelidae.